Molecule: messenger RNA, 897 nt
Organism: Lasiosphaeria miniovina
Lineage: Eukaryota; Fungi; Ascomycota; Sordariomycetes; Sordariales; Lasiosphaeriaceae
Product: protein-tyrosine phosphatase-like protein
Exons: 2
Coding region: 1-897 (298 amino acids)
Biological process (GO): dephosphorylation
Molecular function (GO): phosphoprotein phosphatase activity
Source: RefSeq, a predicted model, not a curated record
AUGGCGGCAACAUCCCCCGCCGACCUCGCCGCACUGGCUGCCACCGACGUCGCCGUGCCCAUCCCCAAGGCCCAGCUGUACGCCGCCCUGCAGAGCCCGCCUUUUGCAUACGUCCCGGGCACGUUCAACACGCGCGACAUUGGCCGCCAGCAGCAGCAGCAGCAAAACGCACAAACAACCAGCGACGGCAACAGCAGCAGUGUUGAUGGCAUCCGGCCGGGCUACGCGUUCCGCUCUGGCGGGUUCCUGCUCGGGCCCGGGCUCAGCGACGACGCCAAGGCGGUGCUGACGCGGCGGCUGGGGAUCACCAAGAUCUUCGACUUCCGCUCCGUCGAGGAACACACCGCGCAGCCGGACCCGUCAGUGCCCGGGAUCGAGAACGUAUGGACGCCGGCCGUCGAGCUCGAGGCGGUUGUCGAGGUGCGCGAUUUCGUCGAUGGCGGCGGAGAAAAAGGGUACGAGGCCAUGUACCUCGACGUGCUGCGGCUGUAUGGAGCGAAUUUGAAGGUUUUGCUGGAGCACGUGCGCGACGAGCCGGCGAAGGGGUUUCUGUUUCAUUGCACUGCCGGGCGCGACCGCACGGGCGUCGUGGCGGGGCUGCUGAUGGCGCUGGCGGGGGCGGCGGCCGACGACAUCGCGCACGACUACCUGCUGUCGCGCAUCGGCACGGAGCCGGCGCGCGAGCAGCUCAUCGCCUUUGCGCUCAAGGGGUCGGGCGCGGCCGGGCCUGACGCGCCGGGGUUCCACAACCUCAUCAGCCUGCGCGGGGCGUGCUGGGCGGCUUUUGUGGCCGCCGUCGACCGCGAGUACGGCGGCUUCGAGGGCUACGUGAGGCACACGCUCGGCUUCUCGGCCGAGGACGUCGCGGUGAUCAAGAAGAAUCUCGUUGAGGGCUGA